AUGGCGCAGUGCGUGCGUCGGCUGGUGCUGGCGGCGCCCCUCGCCGCUGUGGUGGCGCUGCUGCUGUGCACGAGCAGUGCACCGGUGGCGCGUGCUGCGGGGACGAGCGACUUCACUGGUGCGCAGCAGAAGAACACGCUGACGGUGCUGCGGGCGUUUGCGCGUGCGAUCCCUGAGCUGGGGAAGAAGUGGACGGGCAGCGACUUCUGCUCGUGGAACUUCGUCACAUGCUACUCCUCCGGCGUCAGCGUGUGGAUGGACAAAGUGGAUUAUACCGGCACGCUGCCGGAGAUGCCUUCGGGCGUCGACUACAAGGACGUCAUGAUCAUGGCACUGAACUUCAGCGCAAUGGGCCAGGGGCUGAGCGGGACGCUGCCCGCCUCAUGGAGCUCGCUGACGUCCUUGAUGUCACUGUGGAUCGAAAAGUCUGAGAAGGUCACCGGCACGCUGCCUGCACAGUGGAGCUCGAUGACGUCGCUGGGCAAUCUUAACCUGCGCUUCACUAAGGUGUCCGGCACGCUGCCUGCCCAGUGGAGCUCGAUGAAGCAGCUGACCCUUCUGCAUCUGGAGGGCACUAAGGUCUUCGGCACGCUGCCUGCCCAGUGGAGCUCGAUGACGUCGCUGGGCAAUCUUAACCUGCGCUUCACUGCGGUCUCCGGCACGCUGCCUGCCCAGUGGAGUGGGAUGACGAGUGCGGAGGCCCUGCAGCUGGAGUACUGCGGUCUGUCCGGUUGUCUGCCCCCCGAGUGGUCUGCGAUGCCGAGGCUGGCUUUCCUCUCACUGAGCGGCAACCACUUUAGCGGGUGUGUGCCCGACUCGUGGAGGGCGAAGGACCGCCUCGUUGUGACCAUCGAGGAAUGGCACAUGGGCGAGGACUGCAAGCUUGCUAACGCCUGCCGCCCGACUCCUGCUCCGGUAACGACCACGACUAAACCGCCCACCACCACCACGACCAAGUCGCCGACAGCUCCCACCACCACGACAACCACCACGAGCAAGCCGCCCACUGCGCCCACCACCACCGGCACCCCAGCAGCCUCCUCUACUCCUUCUCCAGGGUCGGGGUGCGAGGUGGAUGGGUGUGAGGUGUGCGAGGGGGACUCCGCUGCGCGGUGCGCCAGGUGCCGUGAGGGCUACUCCCUGACGGACGAGAAGACGUGCCUGGCGCACCACGAUGGCGGCGUGGCGGCGGCGUCGGGCGGAGCGGUGGCUGCCGCUGCUGUGUGGGCGGCUGUGCUGUUGAGCGUGGGGCUGGCGGCGUGA
Molecule: messenger RNA, 1263 nt
Organism: Leishmania mexicana MHOM/GT/2001/U1103
Lineage: Eukaryota; Euglenozoa; Kinetoplastea; Trypanosomatida; Trypanosomatidae
Product: putative surface antigen protein
Exons: 1
Coding region: 1-1263 (420 amino acids)
Cellular component (GO): plasma membrane
Molecular function (GO): protein binding
Source: RefSeq, a predicted model, not a curated record